Molecule: messenger RNA, 308 nt
Organism: Acaulospora colombiana
Lineage: Eukaryota; Fungi; Glomeromycota; Glomeromycetes; Diversisporales; Acaulosporaceae
Source: the annotation of a GenBank genome assembly
GGUCAAGCCAGAAUACUGGUAGUGGUGGCAGCUACGGACCGUCCACGUCUUUCUCCCCUACCUCGCCACUCCAACGAAUGCCCACCAACUAUAACCGGCAGCGAUGCCUACUCGAUUCACUACGACAUUGGCACCGGAACAAGUACUCCAAAUUCAAGCUCUUCAGGUGUGAAUACGAUCAUGGAUAAUGGACUCGGUGGAAACGUCAAGUACCCGUAUACCGUUCUAAAACGGGGUAAAAAGCACCAUGCCUUCUCGAGCGAAGUUGUUCCAUACCCGCUCAACUAUGAGGCUCGAAUCCUUGACUG